Purpureocillium takamizusanense is the source of this 2098-nucleotide messenger RNA. RefSeq lists its product as uncharacterized. The coding region runs from base 1 to 1002 and encodes 333 amino acids. NCBI's taxonomy places the organism in Eukaryota, Fungi, Ascomycota, Sordariomycetes, Hypocreales, Ophiocordycipitaceae. The record is from RefSeq and is a predicted model, not a curated record. The transcript has 2 exons.
AUGACCGAUCCCACAGACAUCGACUAUGGCGACGGCCGCGUCAGGCGCAUCCCCCACGGCUCCCGCGAGCCGAAACCAGCCAGACGUAGCGUCGGGAAGCCGGCCGCCCGGCGGCCAAUCAUGGACUCGCCGCCGCUGCUGAGCGAAGAAUCAGAUGUCUCGCCCAUGACGCCCGUCCCAGAAGCCACGCGCAAGGAACCGAGCAUCAGCAGCGACGGCGAUAGCACCAGCGCCUCCUCCAACGGCGCCGAAAUCACCAACGCCAUCGACGGCAACCGCGAUGCCAAUGGCGAUAAGAAGUCUGUCGGACCUGACGAUGCCAGCGGCAACGGCGCCGCCGCCGGCGACUACUUCUUUUCGCCCGUGGCGCCGGCACCCAAGCAACAGCCCAAGGUGGAACGACCCGUGGACAGCGGCGUCAGCAUGUCUGCCGGCCUCGCCGGACGGCCGCCCCUUCCCGCCGCCGACGAGCCGGAGCGGCAGGCAGCGGUCGCCACGACAGAGUCAACGCAGCCACGCAAGCUCAGCAUCGCUUUUCAGGAUAAGCCGAGGCGGCGAGACUCGGCCGCGUCGGCAAGCAACGCGGGCUCCAACGCCUCGUCCAAUGGUGGCUCCAACGAGUCCUCACAAGGCUCAUCCGACGAAGGCUCGGACCGAGGCGGGAUGAGGAAACAGUCGGUGUCGUCCAUCAGCCUCCGAAGCCUAUCCAAUCGGUCUGUGGCGUCGGCCGAGCCCCGCAAGUCGAGUGUCUCGUUUCAGGAUGUGCUGCCCAAGCCCGACUAUUCGACAGCAAAUGACAUCGUCGACGCGUGGAGCAGGAAGCGAUCUAUUUCGUCCAUGAGCUUCCGGAACCAGCGAAACCCGUCGCCCACGGACGGAGAGCUGACGCCGGCGAGUGAGUCGCGCUCUCGACCGCCGUCGCCGCCUCACCAGAGACACGACACCACCCUUGAGGUGCCAGAGGGUGCCUUGUUAUACGCAACUGGCCCCUCGGCGGCGUGAUGUGCACACCAGUUCGGCACCCCAGUUCCGGGACGGGCCCUCCCUUUGACGCCCAUCAUGCCCCAGAACGGAUGUUUGGUCCUCGCUGCGGCCCCCGCGUCGGCGGCUCUCGGGUGGAGCGGCACGCCCAGCUGUGCCCGGCGUUGGGGCCCAUGCCCCCCCGUGCGGCGGCUAAGCACGCCCGCCCUGAGCCAGUCUGCCGGCAGUGGCCUGGCGAGAUGCGGCGGCGAGUUUAGAGUUAUUCUGCCGGCCACGACAGGGGGGUUGCUUGCCAGAUGCCAGGAUGGCCCGUCGAUGGCGUGAAGCGCGCGCAUAGUGGAUGGUGCGGUGGCCGUGGGCGGCGUGGGCCGGUCGGUGGGCUCGGCGGCGGGCGGGCGGCGGUGGCGGCGACGGUGAGUCCCAUUGUCCCAGGCCACCGAAGGACGCUUGCAUUGCCACGCAUGUGGUCUCUGCUCUGUCGAGCCCCGUGGGGCGCGGCUCGCCGGGUCACUGCCUGCUGCUACUGCUGCUGCUGCUGCUGGCUGUCUUUGCUUGCUUGGCCCCUCGCUCGCUGGCAGCCGGUGCGGGGACCAGUGGUUGGAAUGCUGCUGCCGCCGCCCCGGCUUGCCCUUCCGAGACCGAAUGCAUCUCUUUCAUUCAACCUGAUGCGGCCCCACUGGCCAAAGGCACCGUUGGCGGGCAGCAGCGAUGCCGGCUAUGGAAGCCUAUCCGGAUCAGUCAGGCUGCGCCUAACUGGAGAGUACCUAUUGCCUGAAGGUGGGCGUCUCCAGGGCUCCGGGCUGCCCGCCAAUGGCCCCGGCCCUGCCUGCUAGAACCGCGCAACUCGACGGGCUUUAGCUUGCUGCCCCGCUAGUUACCUGCCCACCCGUGUCGGGACACUGCCUCCAUCCAGCUCGACUCCACCAGUUGUGGUUCGGCCCAGCCCAGUGGCUCGGGCUGCUGGCGACAUCGCCGCGCGGGGGGUUCGAGCGCUGUGCUGCCGCCGUCUCGCUGCCCCGGGGCGGCCGAUGGAUGAUGCGUCGCCGGGCGCAGUGCGGGUGAGGUGGGCAAUCGCCGCAGUCGCCGCCAGCCCGCCCACUAGUUAGUUCGUUCCCGG